Messenger RNA from Biomphalaria glabrata, 582 nucleotides. RefSeq lists its product as uncharacterized. The record is from RefSeq and is a predicted model, not a curated record. The transcript has 3 exons. The coding region runs from base 1 to 582 and encodes 193 amino acids. NCBI's taxonomy places the organism in Eukaryota, Metazoa, Mollusca, Gastropoda, Planorbidae.
AUGAGAAGGGCAUACCAGGGAGAAGUCAUACAAGGAGAAGGGCAUACCAGGGAGAAGUCAUACAAGGAGAAGGGCAUACCAGGGAGACGGGCAUACCAGGGAGAAGGGCAUUCCAGGAGAAGUCAUACAAGUAGAAGGGCUUACCAUGAGAAGGGCAUACCAGGAGAAGUCAUACAAGGAGAAAGGCAUACUAGGGAGAAGGGCAUACCAGGGAGAAGAGCAUAUCAGGAGAAGGGCAUACUUAUAACAGUAGGUGGACUUAUUGAUCAUGAGGUCAAGUCUGACCAAUGCUAUCAAACUUAUCACUCCAGACUUAUUACACCAGGCUUAUUACAUCAGACUUAUCACACCAGACUAAACUCUCCAGGCUUAACUCUCCAGGCUUAUCACACCAGACUUAACUCUCCAGGCUUAACUCUCCAGACUUAUCACACCAGACUUAUCACACCAGACUUAUCAUACCAGACUUAUCACAUCAGACUAAUCAUACCAGACUUAUCACACAGACCUAUCACACCAGACUUAACUCUCCAGGCUUAUCACACCAGACUUAACUCUCCAGGCUUAUCACACCAGACUUAA